Molecule: messenger RNA, 2599 nt
Organism: Nematostella vectensis (starlet sea anemone)
Lineage: Eukaryota; Metazoa; Cnidaria; Anthozoa; Actiniaria; Edwardsiidae
Product: S1 RNA-binding domain-containing protein 1
Exons: 17
Coding region: 22-2388 (788 amino acids)
Biological process (GO): translation; DNA repair
Molecular function (GO): DNA binding; structural constituent of ribosome; mRNA binding
Source: RefSeq, a predicted model, not a curated record
GGUCGAGUGCCUAUUCGAAAAAUGGCCGCCAAAGUUGAAAAAGACAAGUGCGCGCAAAUAAUUUCUCAAAACCUUCAAUUAGACGAGAAUGUGGUGUCCAGAAUUCUGGUGCUGCUGGAUAACGACAACACCAUCCCUUUCAUUGCUCGCUAUCGGAAAGAGCAUAGCGGGGGACUAGACCCGGCCGUGCUUAGACACAUUGACGGACAGUACCAACUCCUGAAAGAAGUUCAGAAAAAGGCUGAGAGCACAAAGAAGAAGAUAGGUGAUCAGCUAACAAUUGAAAUAAGGGAAGCACUAGAUAAUGCACAGUCAGUUGAAGAAGUUGAUGAAAUUUUUGGUCCAUUCAAGAAAGGAAAACAAGGGACAUUAGCCGGACGUGCUCGACAGUUGGGGCUAGACGUUGCUGCUGAGAGGGUUCUUGUGCACCCACAGUCAGUUAAUCUAAGGGAUUGGGUAAAGAAGGAUACAAAAGGGCUGUCUAACAUCAAAGAGGUAUCAACUGGCGUGCAGCAUGUUUUAGCAGAAACCAUAUCAAAGGACCCUUCAACUUCAGAAUCUCUAAAGGCACUCAUGGAAGGCUGUAUAACCCUGGAGACCUCGUUAAGUCGCUCCGCUAGCAAAAAGACUGAAGCUGAAGUCAAUAAGUACAAGCAAUACCAUGCAUUCAAGAUGCCCAUCACUAGACUAAGAUCACACCAGAUUUUAGCGAUAAAUAGGGCUGAACAGGACAAGAUUCUGACGGUGAAGGUUGCAGUUUCUGAUAAUCUAAAACACAGGUUUUUGCAUGACACUAAAUCAAGAUGGAUACAGCCAAAUGCUCAAGGAGACAUUAAGAGGUUGCUUUCUACUUCCAUUGAAGAUGCAUACAGUAGACUUCUUGAGCCUAGAGUUUGUAGGAGGGCCAGGACUCAAGCAACCAAGCGAGCUGAGAGAGAAAGUGUCGAUAUAUUUUCUCAGAACCUCUAUCGACUACUCUUGACCCCUCCGGUGAAGGGAGUAAAAGUACUUUCACUGGAUCCUGGGUUUACCCAUGGCUGCAAACUAGCAGUGGUUGAUCCAGCAGGAAAGGUUCUGGAGGUGGGAGUCAUAUAUCCUAUUGGCCGUAAAACAAAGAGGCAGGAGGCUGAGGACAGAGUCAAGGAGAUGGUUAGAAGACACAGGUGCGAGACAAUCGCAAUUGGUAACGGAGUAGGCUGCAGAGAGGCCGAGACAUUCAUUUCAGACCUGAUUAAAAGCAAAGCCUUUCAUCCAUUAGAUCCUCGUUAUUGCAUUGUCAGUGAGGAUGGAGCAUCGGUUUACAGUGCUUCUAAUGAGGCAAUGUUGGAGUUGCCAAACUUAGAAAUUAGUAUGAGGGGCGCUGUCUCUCUUGGGAGACGGUUACAAGACCCGUUGCUUGAGCUUGUUAAGAUCGAACCCAAACAUCUUGGAAUCGGCAUGUAUCAGCAUGACAUACCCGAAGUCUUGUUGCGUGCUGCUUUGCAAGGCGUGCUCACCGACUGUGUCAGCUUUGUUGGCGCGGAUCUGAAUGCCGCAGGAGUUAGCUUGCUCAAGUGUUUGUCAGGUUUGAACGAGAAGCGAGCACAGGCAAUAGUAGAAUAUCGAGAGAAAAAUAACGGAUUCGUCAACCGCGCGCAACUUCUUGAGGUCAAAGGAAUCGGCGAAAAAACCUACGAGCAGUGUGUUGGGUUUGUGCGAGUUCGAGCUGCUGCGGCGCAAACUCCUGCUGGUGAUGUUAUCUGCUUAGACUCGGACGACGAAGAAGAGGAGGCAAUAGGAAGAAAGAGGAAAAAGCGAGGUGAAAACACGAGUAAGAAGAAGGCACGUGCUCUCAAACCAAACCCUCUGGAUAUGACUCCUAUUCACCCUGAAGCCUAUGGCGCGGCAGAGAGGUUUAUGGAAUUAGUGGGCGUUCGUCCUCGUGAUAUCGGGAAACCUAACAUUCGAACAGCUAUAUCGUCGAAACUUCAAGCACAGAGUUUAGAGAAAAUUUCAGGGCAACUGAAGGUCACUCCUGAGGCCCUUCAGCUGAUAAUAGACGGUUUAGGGCAAGCCGUGGACUUCGACAUUAGAGACGGUUUCGAGAGGCCGCUUUUCAAGAAAGGUCUAACCAAGUUCGAGGAUGUUCGCCCGGGACAUGAGCUCACGGGGCGUGUGUCUAACGUGACGACCUUCGGCGCCUUUGUGGACUGCGGUAUCGGGCGUGACGGACUGAUCCACACGUCACGCAUGGCGGGCCGUGACGACCUUGGCGCUGGGGACGUGGUGGAGGUCAAGGUCAUAAGCAAAGACGAGACAAAGGGUCAUGUCAACUUGCAAUUGGUCAAGGUGCGAUCGCGACUGUCUCCAAAACUACUGGUCUCCACGACAUCGGAAAGCAAACAAUGAUCACGCGCGCUUUCAUUGGCAAAUGGUCAGUUAUCUGAAUCACGUGUCUUACACGUGAUUACGGGACUGGUUUCUACCGCAACGAAAAAUACUCAGUGGCUUAUUUGCUCAUGUUGUUGCUCACGUGUCGAGAGUUCGUGUUACUUGGAGUUGACGUCAUGUGAAUUUGGGUUAAGUGAUGUUAUAUUUAGUAUAAAGUAUUGGAAACUAA